AUGCGGCAAUUGGGGUUUGUUGCUGCGCUCGUUGGGUUGAGCUCCCUGGUCUCGCUGCCGGCACUGGUCGGCGCUCAGGGCGUGACCGAGAUUCAUGAAAAGGGCCGCUGUGCGAUCCGCGGGCACUGCGGGAAACAAUCAAUCUUUGGUGGCGAGCUGCCUUGCCCCGACAAUGGACGGGCGCAGCAGCCAGCGGAUGAGGUACGGCAGAAGCUGGUCAAGCUGUGCGGUCCCAGAUGGGAGGAGGGACCUGUCUGCUGCCUCGAUGAGCAGAUUGAUGCACUGUCGAGCAACUUGAAGCUGGCUGAGGGUAUCAUUGCCUCCUGUCCAGCCUGCCGUACCAACUUUUUCGACAUGUUCUGUACUUUUACCUGCUCGCCUGACCAGUCGCUCUUCAUCAACGUCACGCAGACGGAAGAAGCCCACUCGGGCAAGACACUAGUGACCGAGUUGGAGAAUAUAUGGUCUGAAGAGUACCAGAGCGGUUUCUUUGACAGCUGCAAGAACGUGAAGAAUGGUGCUUCUGGCGGGAAGGCAAUUGACUUCAUCGGUGGUGGUGCGAAGGAUUACGCGCAUUUCCUGAAGUUCCUCGGCGACAAGAAGUUCCUGGGUAGCCCAUUCCAGAUCAACUAUCGGACCGAGCCCAGAGGUCCCGACUCGGCUGGUAUGAAGGCGUUGCCUAUGAAGCCAAAAGCCUGCAAUGACGCUGACAAAGCGUAUCGUUGCUCUUGCGUCGACUGCCCUGACGUGUGUCCCGAGUUGCCUGCUGUGUCUAGUCAAACCUCCUGUCAUGUGGGUCUUUUACCAUGUCUAUCCUUUGCUGUCAUCAUCAUCUACUCCGCAUUUCUCACGCUCGUGAUGGGCCUCGCGAGCUAUGUUACAUACAAGGAACGUCGGUUCCGCAAGCCCGAGCGAGUGCGCUUACUCCAGGAUCCCACGCCCAGCGAAGAUGAGGACGAAGGCGAGGUUGUGCAUCGCGGCGGCUACAUGGAACAGCCCCAGGGUGUUUACAAGCCAAACUCCCUUUUGUCUGCUCUGUUUCACCGCAUUGGUGGAGCCUGUGCUCGAUUCCCAGCGGUCACAAUCGUCUCCAGCUUUGUUGUCGUGGUCCUACUUAGCUUGGGAUGGCUGCGAUUUACUGUUGAAACGGACCCCGUGCGCCUCUGGGUGAGCCCUUCAUCUGCGGCCGCUCAAGAGAAAAUGUUCUUUGAUGAAAGCUUUGGGCCAUUCUACCGAGCCGAGCAAGCCUUUUUGGUGAAUGCAAGCGGCCCCGUUCUGGAGUAUGACACCCUUGCAUGGUGGUUUGAGGUCGAGUCCCGCGUGCGGCGAAUGAUUUCGCUGGACCAGGGCCUGAAUUUGGACGAUAUCUGCUUCAACCCAACCGGCGAUGGCUGUGUAGUGCAAUCCCUGACCGGAUACUUUGGUGGCUCCAUCGCUAACCUGGACCCCGGCACGUGGCAAGCUCGGCUGCGUCACUGCACCGAAUCACCCGGUGACCCCAGCUGUCUCCCUGACUUUCAACAGCCUUUGAAGCCGGAGAUGAUUUUGGGUGGGUAUGACAGCACUGGGGAUGUUCUGGACGCCGAAGCGCUCAUCGUGACCUGGGUGGUGAAUAACUUUGCUCCGGGCACUGACGGUGAAGAGAAAGCAAUCGACUGGGAGAACAGCUUCAGGCGCAUUUUCGAUGAUGUCCAGGCAGAGGCUGCUGAACGUGGCCUUCGCGUUUCUUUCAACGCAGAGGUAAGCCUCGAGCAGGAAUUGAACAAGUCUACCAACACCGAUGCGAAGAUAGUGGUUAUCAGCUACGUGAUCAUGUUCAUCUAUGCUUCUCUGGCUCUGGGGUCUGCCACCGUCACCUGGCGGUCUCUCUUGACGAAUCCCGCCAAUGCACUCGUGCAGUCCAAGUUCACUUUGGGUAUUGCCGGCAUCUUGAUUGUGUUGAUGUCUGUCUCUGCCUCGGUGGGGUUAUUCUCAGCGGCCGGGGUGAAAGUGACUCUCAUCAUUGCCGAGGUCAUCCCGUUCUUAGUUCUGGCAGUGGGCGUGGACAAUAUCUUCUUGAUCGUCCAUGAAUUCGAGCGUGUCAACUUUAGUCACCCUAAUGAAGAGGUCGAUGAGCGAGUGGCUCGCGCCGUCGGCAGAAUCGGACCCAGUGUCUUUCUGUCUGCCGUGACCGAGACCGUGGCAUUUGCUCUAGGCGCCUUUGUAGGCAUGCCUGCCGUCAAGAAUUUUGCUGCGUACGCAGCGGGUGCGGUGUUUAUCAACGCCAUUCUGCAGGUCACCAUGUUCAUCUCCGUACUUGCUCUUAACCAGCGGCGCGUGGAGAGUCUUCGCGCCGACUGCUUCCCGUGCCUUACCGUUCGGAAAGCGAACUCCUUUGGCUUGCCCAAUGAACACAUCUACGAUGACCACGAAACAGAGAGUGCUCUUCAGAGCUUCAUCCGCCGCGUCUACGCCCCAUUCAUUCUCGAUCGGCGCGUGAAAGCAGGAAUUGUCAUCGUCUUCCUGGGCCUCCUGACUGCAGGUCUCGCCUUGAUCCCGGAGGUAGCCCUGGGCCUCGAUCAGCGAAUCGCACUUCCAAGUGACUCCUAUCUCAUCCCAUAUUUCAAUGACCUUGAUGCUUAUUUCCGCACUGGGCCUCCGGUUUACUUUGUGACUCGUGAUGUCAACGUGACCGAGCGAAAGCACCAGCAACAGCUUUGUGGGCGAUUCACUACCUGCGAAGAAUAUUCCUUGCCGUUUGUCUUGGAACAGGAAUCCAAGCGGCCGAACGUAUCUUACCUUGAGGGAUCUGCGGCAAGCUGGCUUGAUGACUUCUUCUACUGGCUCAAUCCUCAGCAAGAUUGCUGCAAAGAGGACGGCAAGCUUUGCUUCGAGGAUCGCAUCCCACCGUGGAACCUGACCCUCUAUGGAAUGCCGACAGGGCCCGAGUUUAUCCACUACGCUGAAAAAUGGAUUCAUGCUCCUACCGAUGCUUCGUGUCCUCUUGGCGGCAAAGCACCCUACAGUUCUGCAGUGGUGAUCGAUGAGGAACACACCAUGAUCAACGCUAGCCAUUUCCGAACGAGCCACACUCCUCUGCGAAGCCAAAAUGAUUUCAUCCAGGCGUACAUUGCGGCUCGACGAAUUGCCGACGGAAUUUCUCAAGAAUACAAGAUCGAUGUCUUCCCGUACUCGAAGUUCUAUAUCUUCUUUGACCAGUACGUCUCUAUUGUGCAGCUGACGGGCACUCUCCUCGGAUCGGCAGUAGCCAUCAUCUUCCUCUUGACAUCUGCUAUUCUCGGGUCGGUCGCUACUGGUGCGGUCAUCACUACCACAGUGGUGAUGACCGUGGUAGACAUCAUCGGCACGAUGGCUAUUGCCGGCGUUUCAUUAAACGCUGUGUCGCUUGUGAACCUGGUCAUCUGUGUGGGUAUUGGGGUGGAAUUCUGCGCUCAUAUUGCCCGCGCGUUCAUGUUCCCCUCACGAACUCUUCUGGAGAAAGCUCCCGCCCAGUUCCGCGGUAAGGACGCCCGUGCCUGGGCGGCACUGGUCAACGUGGGCGGAAGCGUGUUCAGCGGCAUCACCGUGACGAAGUUGCUGGGUGUUUGCGUCCUGGCGUUUACUCGCAGCAAGAUCUUCGAGAUUUACUAUUUCCGCGUGUGGCUGGCGCUGGUCGUGUUCGCCGCCACCCAUGCACUUAUAUUCCUACCGGUAGCUCUGAGCUAUUUCGGCGGCGGUGGAUAUCUCGACCCGGCCACUGACGGUGGCCUAGAGGCCAACCUUGUCUCGCGGGGCUACCGGUCAUUGCUGGUAGAUGAUGCUUACGACUCUGAUGAAUACUAA
Penicillium canariense is the source of this 3822-nucleotide messenger RNA. It is a transcript of the gene ncr1, whose product is annotated as sphingolipid transporter NCR1. Gene Ontology annotation, cellular component: membrane. Lineage: Eukaryota; Fungi; Ascomycota; Eurotiomycetes; Eurotiales; Aspergillaceae. The record is from RefSeq and is a predicted model, not a curated record. The transcript is spliced from 3 exons. The coding region runs from base 1 to 3822 and encodes 1273 amino acids.